This is a messenger RNA of Phalaenopsis equestris, 414 nucleotides long. RefSeq names its product 40S ribosomal protein S13-like. Lineage: Eukaryota; Viridiplantae; Streptophyta; Magnoliopsida; Asparagales; Orchidaceae. Gene Ontology annotation, cellular component: nucleolus; cytosolic small ribosomal subunit; ribosome. Bases 1 to 414 code for a protein of 137 amino acids. The transcript has 2 exons. Gene Ontology annotation, biological process: translation. Gene Ontology annotation, molecular function: small ribosomal subunit rRNA binding; structural constituent of ribosome. The record is from RefSeq and is a predicted model, not a curated record.
AUGCAUAGCCGUGGUAAGUGCAUUUCCUCUUCCACUCUUCCUUAUAAGAGAACUCCCCCAAGUUGGCUCAAAACCUCUUCCCAGGAUGUGGAAGAAAACAUUUGCAAGUUUGCGAAGAAGGGUUUGACGCCGUCUCAGAUAGGUGUCAUUCUUCGUGACUCGCAUGGUAUUGCGCAGGUGAAGAGCUUGACUGGAAGCAAGAUUCUCAGGAUUCUCAAAGCUCAUGGUCUUGCACCUGAGAUUCCGGAGGAUCUGUAUCAUUUGAUAAAAAAGGCUGUUGCUAUCCGAAAGCACUUGGAAAGGAACAGGAAGGAUAAGGACUCGAAGUUCCGGCUUAUCCUUGUGGAGAGCAGGAUCCAUCGUUUGGCUCGUUACUACAAGAGAACGAAGAAGCUUCCACCCGUCUGGAAAUAG